CUUCCACGGGAGGCCUACACGCCGCCGAUUCUGCUGCCGCCAUGUCUCUAGUGAUCCCUGAGAAGUUCCAGCACAUCCUGCGAGUACUCAACACCAACAUCGAUGGGCGGCGGAAAAUAGCCUUUGCCAUCACCGCCAUUAAGGGUGUGGGGCGGAGAUAUGCUCAUGUGGUGCUGAGGAAAGUGGACAUUGACCUCCCCAAGAGGGCUGGAGAGCUCACAGAGGAUGAGGUGGAGCGCAUGGUCACCAUCAUGCAGAACCCAAGGCAGUACAAGAUCCCAGACUGGUUCUUGAACAGACAGAAGGACAUGAAGGAUGGCAAGUACAGCCAGGUUCUGGCCAAUGGUCUAGACAACAAGCUACGUGAGGACCUGGAGCGGCUGAAGAAGAUCAGAGCCCACAAAGGGCUGUGCCACUUCUGGGGCCUUCGUGUCCGAGGUCAGCACACUAAGACCACUGGCCGCCGGGGCCGUACUGUGGGUAUAUCCAAAAAGAAACGAGUCUCUGGGCCUUCACUGUUAAUAAAUAGUUUAUAUACCUCAAAAUUGCAGCAUCCUAAGUACACUCACUAUGCACACUGCAGUCGUCUAUCUCCAAUGUCCACAUCCUAUGAAAGUAAAAUGGUCAUCAUUGAUCAUUCUUCUGCCAGUCAUAGGGAGGUUUUCCUGGCAGAAGAUCAAAGACAAGAGAAAGAAAAGUCCAAGAUAUGGCUUAAAACUGUGGUGCUUUGCACAAAAGCAGGAGAAUUGAGAAGUCUGUUUGUAGUUGAAAUAACUCUGACAACAGCGGCUGCAGCCAUAGAAACAAGGCCUCGGUCCAGUGUGAUUUUCAGGAAUGAAAGGGAAGAACAGAUGUUUCAGAUCCUGGAGAUGGAUUUAGCAUCUCAACUCUUCCCUGUCUGGAACUGGCCUUUAAAGAAAGCCAGGGGCUUCACAUUGUGA
This is a messenger RNA of Phodopus roborovskii (desert hamster), 941 nucleotides long. Its product is annotated as 40S ribosomal protein S18-like. The record is from RefSeq and is a predicted model, not a curated record. Gene Ontology annotation, cellular component: small ribosomal subunit; cytosol; ribosome. Gene Ontology annotation, molecular function: structural constituent of ribosome; RNA binding. Bases 42 to 941 code for a protein of 299 amino acids. The transcript is spliced from 4 exons. Lineage: Eukaryota; Metazoa; Chordata; Mammalia; Rodentia; Cricetidae. Gene Ontology annotation, biological process: translation.